UCUUCAUCCAUGUAAGAAAAUCAGCGUACACGUAUCGACGAACGAAACGAGUUAAAGCUCGUCGACCAAAUAAUUUAGUUAGGAAUGGCACGGUUGCUAGAAGAAGCUCACUGGUUGUACGAGAAGGACGUGUCGAGCGUGUUGUUCCCUCGCAGUUACAACUUGAGCAGAGAACCGAAAGCGUUCCUCGAUGAUUUUCGUUUGACCGCGGCAGCCGGUUUGCUCAAGUGGUUCGUUCAAACAAUGCAAAAUGACCAAGCCGUGACACAGAACCAGGGACAACGUUUCAUUCCAAUGAGUCGGUUGGAAUUUGCCAUAAAACGUUGCGAGGAAUUUAUCGCUUGCGAAAAUCACCAGAACAUAGAUGAAGAGUUUGACAUCGAGCUUUCGGAAGAGGAAUGGAACUCCUUUCUUGACGAUUAUGCCGCGGCUGUACACGAUUCCGCAACAAUCGAAAUUACUUCCGAGAGAAGCGGAGAACAGUUACAAAAGUAUCUCGAGGUGACAAAUACGGCGUUGUCGAAAUUGAAAGAUGUCGAUCCACAGUACGAGUUGAACGGAAUGCGAAAUAUCUGGAUUUUAAAACCGAGCGAACUUUGUUGCGGAACCGGAAUCAGUAUAUCUCAUAAUCUCAAGGACAUAUUCCGGAGAGUGAAGAGUAGACCAAAAGAUUAUUUCAUCGUCCAAAAAUACAUCGAACGUCCUUUGUUGAUUCACGAAACGAAGUUUGACAUAAGGCAGUGGUACCUCGUCACCAGCACGUUCCCUAUGACUAUAUGGUUGUUCAAGGAAGGACUGCUUCGGUUCAGCUCGAAGCCGUACACCUUCUCAACUUAUCACGAAGCGAUUCAUAUCUGCAAUACCGCCAUUCAAGAGAAGUACGACGAAGAAAGAAGGCGAAGGAGGAAACGUGGAAUUUCGGAGGAAAUCGUAAAGACGAUCCGUGAUCAAGGAUGGGACUGCGACAAGCUGAACGAAUAUUUAAAGCAAACGGGAUACGAGGGCGAACCGUAUUACGAGAAGAUCUAUCCGAAAAUGGCAGAAGCUAUAGUUCUAACGAUGCUGGCCGCUCAAGAACACAUGGACAGACGGCGAUGCAGUUUCGAGUUGUACGGUGCGGAUUUCGUCGUGAUGGAGGACCUUUCGGUCUGGUUGAUCGAGAUCAACACGAAUCCUAGGAUGCAUCCGCCAAGCUCGAGAAUCACUAAACGCUUGUACUCCAACGUGCUCGAGAGCUUGGUUAAAGUGAUAAUGGACGUGCCGGUGAACGCGGUUGCGGAUACAGGUGGAUUCAGUCUGGUCUACAAGCAAAAUAUACCCGACUUUCGGCCUUAUCUCGGUCCUUGCCUGUUCGUCUUCGGUAAGUCGAUAACGUUGCAGGAGCAUCCGCGAAAGCGGGAUAAAAAGAAGAAGUCGAAUGGUGCGUCCAAGCAGCAACAACAGCAACAACCACAGCAACUACUGCCGCAACUACCACAGCAACCGCAACACCGUGCAUGGACUGCUCCGCCAAUGAUUCCACGUUUGAGAGAACCGAAAAUAGUCGACUUUAUCGACUACUUGAACACCGCCCGCUGCACUGCCGCCAACUGAUGCGCCUGCUUGUUAUCGUCGAUGCAUCCACCCAGCUAACCUACAGACUGUUUCAACGAGAGCGCGCCGUACAAAAUUUACCGAUUUCUCGCGCUCAAAGAAAUUCGGAAGAUCUCGACCAUUCGCAGGUCGAAGGUUUACGUUUUCAGGAUACGAGCGAUUCAAAAUUUCUACAGGCUGAGAAACGCGUGUAAAAUACCUAAGCGUACUCACUGUGGACGUCGUUGAACGAUCAGAGACCGAUUAUAUUAGAGUUUAUUUGCCUAGAGGGUCGCAGGUGAAUGACCCAUCACUGUUUAGUAGUACUUGAACACGCGCGUACACGUAUUUACUAGGGUCGUUGAUUCGAACCGAGUGUCUCACGGGUACCCUCAUAUCUCGUAAAUCAACAGUUUGAUGGCUCCUUGUACGAGAGUAUCUUUGUAACCGUGUAUCGAUUAUUCCCGGUUUUAUCAAUUUCCUAGAAAGCGCUUCGAUAAUUAUGCGCUCGACUCUGAAUCGUUCGUAUCUUGCGAAGCGUGAAACUUUUCUAGCAAAUGGAAAUUUCUACGGAUCGAUAGCUUUCUGAUUUCCGAGGUAACUUAUGCGAGAAAAGUCGGAUGUAUCGCGGAAUAGUAUAUGAACCCAAGGCAGACGAAGCAAUUAACGUUGUCGUGAACUGGUGCCGUUGUCUCAGCGACGUCGUUUUUUUCGGCAACAUCCUCCCAGAAAUACCGGGUAAAAAAGAGAAUCCAGUAUUCGUGCAAAGUCUUUUAUAUUGUUCGCGGUAGAGUAGGGACGAACAGUGCACAGAAGUAACGCUUUGUCUUCGCGAAGCGCACGCCAAGUACGCGUCCGAGAAAAAAAGAAUGUACCCUUUUCCGUGAACGAACGUUUUAUAUAAAAUAUUUUGCUGUGCACCACAUUUCCUAAGUAUUAUACCGUGGAAAUACAAAAGGACUUCUCGUUAAAUUUGUAAACCAAGUAUUUCUUCAUACCAAUUAACGAACGAGAACAAACGAAAUAAAUCGACAACGUUUAACGUUUUAA
Messenger RNA from Megachile rotundata (alfalfa leafcutting bee), 2622 nucleotides. RefSeq names its product tubulin glycylase 3A. Gene Ontology annotation, molecular function: protein-glycine ligase activity, initiating; ATP binding; metal ion binding. Lineage: Eukaryota; Metazoa; Arthropoda; Insecta; Hymenoptera; Megachilidae. Gene Ontology annotation, biological process: cilium movement; cilium assembly; protein polyglycylation. Gene Ontology annotation, cellular component: axoneme; microtubule cytoskeleton. The record is from RefSeq and is a predicted model, not a curated record.